AUGCCUAGUGCUGUUCAAAUGGGGAUAUGGAUACAUGACAUGGUAAGGAGGAAUGGAUGGGAAUUGUAUGUGAUUUUUGGGACGGAGUUGAUUGAUAUGUAUGUCAAGUGUGGGAGAGUGGAAGGUGGGUGGAUAGUUUUUAGUUAUAUGAAUGAAAAGAAUGUGUUUACUUGGAAUGUUGUUAUUAAAGGGCUAGCUUUGGCUAAGAGUGGCGAGGAGGCUAAUUUGUGGUUUAAUAGGAUGGAGUUUAAUGGAGUUAGAGCAGAUGAAGUGACAUUGGUUACAGUUCUUUCGGCGUGCAGUCAUUCGGGUUUGGUGGAUAAGGGUCAAUUGAUAUUUAGUAUGUUGGUUGAUGGAAAGUAUGGAUUUUGUCCCAAUGACAAACAUUAUGCUUGUAUGGUUGAUCUCUUGGCACGUGCUGAUCGAUUCCAAGAGCCUUUUGAGAUUAUGAGAUGUACGCCUUUUGAGCCGACAAAAGCUAUAAUUGGUUCAAAAUCUCAGUGGAAUUUUGAAUUCAGCGUGUUUAUAGCUGGGAAACUAGUUGAGAUGGUACCAGAUAACACUGCCUAUUAUGUUCAGCUGUCAAACCUUCUUUCCAUUUAUUUAGCUGGAAAAAAAGCAUAA
This is a messenger RNA of Vicia villosa (hairy vetch), 624 nucleotides long. RefSeq names its product pentatricopeptide repeat-containing protein At5g04780, mitochondrial-like. The coding region runs from base 1 to 624 and encodes 207 amino acids. Gene Ontology annotation, molecular function: RNA binding; protein binding. The transcript has a single exon. Lineage: Eukaryota; Viridiplantae; Streptophyta; Magnoliopsida; Fabales; Fabaceae. The record is from RefSeq and is a predicted model, not a curated record. Gene Ontology annotation, biological process: RNA modification.